UUGGAAUGUGUACUUCAGCCAUUUUGCAAUUUUUUCCAAAAUUUCAUAAUUCUUAUCUCCGAUUUAUUCGUGAAAUGCUAGAAUGCUAGAGAGUGACAACACUAAAUAAUGGUAGAUCAAAUUAAAGACUUGGGAAACUGGUGUUUGGGGUGGUUACCUAAAACAACUGAGGUCCAAAGAAUCGUCGUAAGUGAAGUAAAAAUGGUGACCCCACGAGCUGGCCAAGCUUUCACAAGAAUGGCUGGUUUAUCUGGCGCAUUGGCUGUUGGAUUUGGAGCUUAUGGAGCUCAUGCAUUUGCUAACAGAGAAGAUGUGGACCCUAAGUUAAAACUGACAUUUGACACAGGAAAUCGCUACCACAUGCUUCACUCCAUUGUUCUGCUAGCUGUCCCCUGUACACGCAGACCUGGUUUGGUUGGGCCUCUGAUCUUACUAGGCACAGCUUUAUUUAGUGGCAGUUGCUAUUAUCACGCUCUAACAGGAGACACUAGGAUACGGAAGGUCACACCAUAUGGGGGCAUGUUGCUUAUAGCUGGUUGGGUUGCCAUGAUACUAUGAGUUACCAUAGCAAUAGUAUGACAUGUUGAAUAUAGGAUGCAUUGGAGUUUUUUUGCACCAGAGUAACAACAUAACAUCAAAAUGCAUAGAGGAUAUGUUAUGUUACAGGUAUUAUGUAUGCUGCUGAUAGCUGGGUUGCCAUGGUAUUUUGAGUAACCAUAGCAAAGUAAUGGAUAUUAAAUACAGAGAAUAAUGGACAUGAUUGAAACAAUAUGCAGGGGUUUCACUAGAAUUUCUCACAACAGGCUAAAUAAAUGAAAACAACAGGCAAAAUUAAUGGAAAUCAUAAAUUUAACAUGGAAAAGUUGAAAAGUCCCUGAAAACAACAGGCGAUUUUGUGAAAACAACCGGUGA
Molecule: messenger RNA, 912 nt
Organism: Owenia fusiformis
Lineage: Eukaryota; Metazoa; Annelida; Polychaeta; Sabellida; Oweniidae
Source: the annotation of a GenBank genome assembly